AUGCCAUCUCCAAAGCCCGUCAGCAAUAAGGUCGCCGACCGCCCUAUUCCCCUGUCGCACUUCGCCUCCAAGAACAUCCCCAAGAGCAACCACCGACAUCCUCACUACCUCACCUUUAUCAUGUUUUCAAUCGGCGUCAUAGGAUUCGUGCUUCUCGCUCAUGGCCUGUUCUAUGGCCUUUUUUCUUCGGGUCUUUUGGCGGCGCCGGCUUUACCUUCGCUUGAGGAUCACCCAGACGAGGUAUGGGAUCAUGUUGCUCCCUUCAUCUUCGACUCAGUUCAGGGCCUUCUUAAGCAAUGGCCUAACUCGUACGCCCCGAACGGUCACUCUGUCGUUGCCGGUACUUUAGAACCGGCAACGGUCUUGUAUCAUGCCAAGCAUGGCGCCGGGCCUCCGGAGAAACCCACCUUCUUCGCUUUUGAUGCCGAAAUGUCGGUAGGCAUUUAUGGAGGAUUCGGCGAGUCUCGUCUGCACGUCUACGGUACAACUCGUACCCUUAACAUUAUCUACUUGGAUGGCCAGUCGGCGACUUUGACUCCCGCAGGAACUCUCGACUCGCAGAUGGCGCUUCUCCAGGGAAGUGUGCCCAAGUCUCCAUCUUACGACCUUACAUACGACGACGAUCAAAGGGCGAUUGAUCUGUGCGCACUCGUCGCUGAACUCGGGAUUGAUGGUGUUGUCCGCAUGAACGCUGGAUUCGAGGUGCUCAUAUGUGACUAUUCGGCCGCUAAAGUUGAAGAGAUAUUUGUCACUAAUAUCACAGUGCCUGGAAACAAGGAGAAUGAAAACAACGAUUCUCUUCCACGGGAUCCCAACCGCCAGCCUCCCCGAGGUUUCGGCAAUAUUUUCUCGGAGCAAGGCUCUUACGAGUGGCUCCGGAGUGCCACCUGGCACUACGGAGCCUACGGUGGGGGAGGUCCAUCAGAGAGGAGAGUCAAGCUCGACGUCUGCCGCCUCAUGUCCUUCUACGACCCUGACCUCUCCAGUCUCGUUCACUCUCACCAUGGAGGUAUCGUCGGAAAUCAGACUUAUCAAAAUGGAUGGGGCCUACGUCGCGGCCAUCGAUUGAUUGGAAUCAAUACCCAGGAUGUUGAACUCGCUCGAUCGUGGUUAAAGGAAAUAACGUCGCCCAAGUUUAAAAAUACACUGUGCUCCGGUAUUGACUGGCAUUCACUCUUCACAGUCAUUCGCGCUCAGCAUGGGACUCGUGCCAAAGAGAUUGGGGCAGCGUUUUUCUGGGAUUACAGCACUGAGAGUGCUGCCAUGGAAGUAGUUACCAAGAUUCAUGAGCUGACUCACGCAAUGCUUGCUCCGUACCUGGAGUAUGAAGUUUCCAACCAGGCUACGACGACGAAGGAACAGACUAUUUCCCGAUGCACAUCAGUAUAUACAAAGUUGAUUGACCCGAAAAGCUUAGCAAGGUCUGAAAAGCUAUUGUUCAAGUCAUUCAAGGUCGUAAUUCAGAAGCUGUGCCAGUGGGAGUGGGAUCUUUUUGAAUGGAGCGAAAGACAUACGACGAACUUCCUUGGUUUUGAACAAGACUUGGGUUCUCUUUCGAUCCAGGAUGAGAUUCUUAAGCAAAGAAAGUCCACCGAAGAUCUACUCGCGUGGAUUGGCUGGGACACAUGGACUGAAUGUGACCGCCAGUGCGCUAUAAAUGAGCUCUGUACUAUUCCAACGUGGCCUGUUAUAUAUGCACCAGGUCUUCCGCAGGGAGGUAUCUACGCAGGAAACAGUUCCAGGCUUACCGAAGAGGAAAUGCGCGAGUUUUGGCGGCCAAAGUGCGUCAAUAGAACCGACUUUGACCGUGGUGGGGGUCGCGGGAGAGAGCCUGUCUAUCAGUUCCCUGAUGUACCGCCCUACAUCUAA
Molecule: messenger RNA, 1869 nt
Organism: Colletotrichum truncatum
Lineage: Eukaryota; Fungi; Ascomycota; Sordariomycetes; Glomerellales; Glomerellaceae
Source: RefSeq, a predicted model, not a curated record